This is a messenger RNA of Thrips palmi, 3945 nucleotides long. RefSeq names its product ras-related protein Rab-3 (gene Rab3). Gene Ontology annotation, biological process: regulation of exocytosis; protein secretion; protein localization to plasma membrane. The transcript has 6 exons. The record is from RefSeq and is a predicted model, not a curated record. Gene Ontology annotation, molecular function: GTPase activity; GTP binding. Gene Ontology annotation, cellular component: plasma membrane; endosome; synaptic vesicle. The coding region runs from base 108 to 878 and encodes 256 amino acids. Lineage: Eukaryota; Metazoa; Arthropoda; Insecta; Thysanoptera; Thripidae.
GCUGUUGCGGUGUGUGCACACGGCGUGCGACGCUGUGCCGCGCUGUGCCAGCAGGCCGACGAGGACAACGACAACGAUCGCAGUGCUCGUCAAGCAGUGGUGUGCUCAUGAACAGGCCUACCGACCACGUGUUCGAUAUCCGGGCUGGCUCGGCUCGGCUCAUGUCCCUGGUGGACUUCCCCGUGGGGCUGCAGGCACACCUGGAAAGCGUCCAGAUGGCAGGCCAAGAUCCAAAGUGGCAGAAAGAUGCUGCCGACCAAAACUUCGACUACAUGUUCAAACUGCUCAUCAUCGGCAACUCGUCGGUGGGCAAAACGUCUUUCCUGUUCCGGUACGCCGACGACUCUUUCACCUCGGCGUUCGUGUCAACCGUAGGAAUUGACUUCAAAGUGAAGACAGUAUUCCGGCACGACAAACGUGUCAAGCUCCAAAUUUGGGACACCGCUGGCCAGGAGCGCUACCGCACCAUCACCACUGCGUACUACCGCGGCGCCAUGGGCUUCAUCCUCAUGUACGACAUCACCAACGAGGAGUCCUUCAACAGUGUGCAGGACUGGGUAACGCAGAUCAAGACCUACUCCUGGGACAACGCGCAGGUCGUGCUGGUGGGCAACAAGUGCGACAUGGAGGACGAGAGGGUGAUAUCCUUCGAGCGGGGGAAGCAGCUCGCCGACCAGCUGGGCAUUGAGUUCUUCGAGACCUCCGCCAAGGAGAACAUCAAAGUCAAGGCUGUGUUCGAGCGUCUGGUGGACAUCAUCUGCGACAAGAUGUCCGAGAGCCUGGACUCGGACCCCAACCUGAUGAACGCAGGCAGUAAAGGAACCCGACUGACGGAGCAGGGACCCCAGGGACCCCAGAACCCCAACUGCAACUGCUAAGUUGCGGUGUGACGCAGUGCAGAUGCAACUCAUGCAACUUCAUUUUGUUUCGAGAGGCAACUUAGGAAGACUCUAUCCACCCGCCCUCCGGCCUCCCGGCUAAGCUCAGCCUUCAGGCGCGGCGAACAAAAACCCCGCGGUAAAUGUUUAAAGUAGUUUCUGUUUUUUGGCAUGUCCUGCGCCGUUUUUGUUUCGGUGUAGCUUCUGAGGUGUCCCUCGAGGCCUGACUGCCUCUCCCUUUCUUUUUACUCAUUCGUGGCGCACGGAGUUCCCGAUCCACGAGUGCGUUCUUACGAAACAAGAAAGGCAUCUCGUUCAUCAAUUAACGUUAAAUUCUAACUUCCUCAUUUCUUGUUCCUACUACGUACAACACUUAAAAAGAAAAGACCCGUGGCGAGCUAAAAGUACUAUAUGGUCAGACUACUUAAGUCGCCGGGCAAAGUUUUCAAUUUGAUAAUUCUAGAGCUUCGCUCUGCGAGACCUAUUUACGUUCCAACCCUUGCUUCCCCAAGUUGCCAGAUCGUGUGACCAUUCAUAAAGUUUUGUAUUUGUGAAUAAUUUCUUGUUUUUCUUCGGUAAAAUGCCCAGAGGCACUAACACAAAAAGUCAAUGUUUUAUGUAUAUACUGUAGAAAUUUUGUGCUUUGAGCGCCGAGGCGCGAGUGCGUGUUAUAUCUGUGUUGUGAAAAAAAUGCGUGAAUGAGUGUGUAUGUGUGAAAAUUGUGUGUGUAUGCGUCAUUGUGUCAAUGUGUGUGAUUGGGAGUGUCUGUGUGUGAGGAAACGCACUUUGAGCUUAAAGUGUGUGAUCUUGAAUGUGAGUGGCCUUCACGGCCUCUUACUUGUUUACUAGUUAACUUUUAAUUUCGCCUUCUUCGUCAACUUUUCUACCAUUGGGCAGCCUUUACGAGCUAGUUUUUGGUUUCUUCCCGGGCAACAAGCAUCUCUCGAGAAGCUAUUUUUCUAUUCCCUGACUGUCUUAGUAGAAAAAACGUCCCCCUUUCAACUUUGCGCAAAUUUUCAGGCAUAUACUGAUGCUUGUUUCAAGUACUUGUUCUAAUUUUACUCCCGCUACUUGCAGAAAGACUUGUUCAGGAGCGUCUAUAAAAAGAAAGGACACUAAAAAAAUGGGAUUCCAACCGGCGUUUUCAUAAAAAAUAAAAAGACGCUCCACUUUCCUAAAAGAAAUAACUUUAAACUCGUGCAAGAUGUGGUAAAGUGUGGCCUCUUGCAAUUUUGACUUUUUAAUUAAUUGCUUUACUCGAUAGAGGACAUCAUUUCUUCGAUCUUUAGAUGUUCGACAGGCAACAUACGAAAUACUUUACAUUACAUGUAUUAUUGUUAGGAGUCGAUAUAAGGAGAUGUAUGUAAAGAUGAGCAGGCAUGAUUUGGUAGCUUACUAGAGGUGUUUGGGGUAUUUGGAAGCAUGGAAAUGAUCUCGAAUUCGUUUGCGCUACGGUGGUCACUAAUUCAUGCUUGCUUUGAGUACGUUAAGCAUGUCUCCCGAAUUAAGUAUCUCUACUGUUUUGGAAAAUAGAUCACGCGGCGGGUUUUGUGAGUUGAUUUAAAAUUUAAAUGUACGGACUUUUUUCAAAAGGAUUCUUUGGUACCGCGCUCGGGAUCGUGUAACCUCUUAGGUAGGUUCUUCUCUGAUAUGUGUAAUCGGAUAGAAUUGAGUAGUCAUAUGUAAAUGUCUUCAGUAUUACUAUUCCAACGGGUUGCUACACACCGUGCAGACGACAAGAUGGUCUCAGUGACUCAGUGAAUGGAAUUUUCGUGCUUUUUCUCACUCUUCAGUCGCAGCUUAUGUUGGAGCUAUCCGUUGACAAUAACAGUUAUUACAAAUUCAUUACGUUGUUUGUUGAUUUCUGAGACAGUUAAGUUGAAAUUUUAUUAAGUUUUACUGUUGAUGUUUCAUUUGUUAGGUUGCCGACCUGCCUCGUGUGGUGCUGAGUUUGUGUGCCGCUUGGUGGUGGUUUGCGUGGCAGGGCCGUAGAACCCUUGCGCCAAUCCUAGUGAGAAAUAGCACAUCGAACAGACGGGCGUCUGCGUGGAUCCAAAAGACCGGAACUAGAGUCGAUGCGGCUUUGUCGCGCAGACGAAUGUGCGUUCGACGUCGAGCGAGCUAACAGCUUGUUCCAUCCAGGGUAGUCUGCCGUUAGUAACCAAUAUCACCGGCACGCCGAGGGACUUGGAGGGCUGCCCCUCUUCCGUCGCUCCCCUCCGCAACCUCUGGCUGGCUGGAGGACAGAAUCCUCUGGAGGGGAGUGACGAAAGAGCGUCGGUCGCGCCCUCUGGCGUGGUAAUCUGUACAUAUGAAGGACUUGAUGGGUUUCAGUCGCGCGGCAACGAGUGGCUACAUAUCAAGCGAAAACAGAUAUUAUUGUUAAGUCAGAUUAUAUUUUGAAUAUUAAAUUAUUGGUUGCAUUUGUUAUUUAUUUUUCUCCUCAAAGGAAUAUGUAUUUAAGAGUUAGCACUAAUUUUGUGUUUGUGAGGAUUGUAGACGGGCAAAACCGCUUUGUUGGAAUUGUAACUAUGGCAACCAAGAGUGUUCUUUCUGUUCGUAUUGUUGAAAAUCAUUGUUUUAGUGUUUGUGGUCCGCGGGAUGUACGUGUUUUUUUAAUUAGCUGACCAUAGCGUUCACUUGUUGAUGUGAAUACUAUAAUUAAAAUUGCGCUAUUUGAAAUUAAACUGGUGAGUGAUCCACUUCCACACGUAGCCUAUAAAAAUGUCCCAUUAUGUAUAUAUGUAGCGGUUGUAAAACUCUUGUUUUUGACCAGAGCCCAACCCCUAGGGCCAUGUUAAUGAUCGCACAUUGUUGGAACGUAGCAGCUGAAAGACGAGAAUGUGAGAGUGAGUGAAACUGAGAGCACUAGAGAACUGUAAGAACGAGAGCAUGAAGUACAUUCAAUACGAGUUUUACGAAACAAAAAAAAACAUCUAAAACCUUCUUAUUUCUUCCAGUGUGUCUUUUUUUUGAACGAAUGAAAACGUUUACGAUCGUGUUUCAAUGUUUUGUUUGGGUACCAAAAAAUGAUAAAUAGUCAAUGAAAUAAAUACUGUUAACUAUG